Molecule: messenger RNA, 1662 nt
Organism: Kazachstania africana CBS 2517
Lineage: Eukaryota; Fungi; Ascomycota; Saccharomycetes; Saccharomycetales; Saccharomycetaceae
Gene: TAH11
Product: Tah11p
Exons: 1
Coding region: 1-1662 (553 amino acids)
Source: RefSeq, a predicted model, not a curated record
AUGAGUAGGUUGCCAGUGAUAGAUUUGGAUGCUGUAUCUUCCGAGGAUGACAUUUUGCCUGUUUUGAAGGCUAUUUUGGUGAAUUACGAUACUUUCCUGCUGAAGAACUAUGCCAACACGUUAGAUACUGGGUCUUUGGGUGAGAUCGAUUUGGAACAAGGCUUCGAUGCGAAUUUCACCGGGACAGUGCAGAUUGAAGAGCAUACGUAUCUGGAACAGUACAUUGCUACUACGGACACGAGUCUGCAAUUCGACAGAGCAUGCACUGAUCAGGGUUUGAACAAGAUUUCUGCCAAAUUGCUGAAAUUGGCCAUUUUUUUUGGUCAAUUGGCAUUGAAUGCCAUGGAUGGGACCAACGAUAUCGAUUUGGAGAAGCAUUAUUCUACGAAAUUGACUCGUUACUAUUCUGCACAGGCUGGUAACAUGACGUUGUUUGACGGUGAAUCCAUCGAGUACCUCUCACCAAAGAAUUAUACGACACACGUAAGCACAGGUAUCUUAACGAUUUUCCCACAGGCAUGCGGAAUCAGAUACAAACCUAUCACGACGUCCAAUGACGAUAAUGUAUGGACCGUAGUGGAUGAACCGGAUUGUCUUUUGUUCCAUACGGGCACAUAUUUACAGACUAUUUCUCAUGGGUUGCAUUCGACAUCACCGAUUCAAAUUGACAUCAAUAGACAUAACAUCUUGCAUUUGACUGUGUACCCUGAAAUGGGACUCCAAGUAGGGGCCGAAGAGACCAUUGCUUCGUUACUAUUGAAACAACAGAUAGUGGAAUUACCGAGUGUUGGUGGCACGUAUUACCAGGAUGAACUAUCGAGAUUGAACUUGAAGAAAAAGAUAAAAUUUUAUGGGAAAUUGUUCGCCACUGUGGAGACUAUUGUGUCGUUGAAUUACAUAAGUAAGCCUCGUGAUAUGGCCAUGGAGGUGGACAAGAUCUUGGUCCAAUGUACGAAUUUGAUGCAAAAUAAGAUCACAGAGGAUGAUUUUCUGAAAAUGCUAUCGAUAUGGCCAGGUGUUUACAACGUGGAGGUGAAUUUUAAUGGAGAAUUGACUGUUAGAUUACCUUUCUCCAAUAAUCUUCUGAAAUUGACGAACAAUUCAAGAAAGUUACAGUACGUUCAACUGAUCGAAGCAUGGUAUGAAAAACAGUUGCAAAGGCGUCAUGGUGCACCAGCGGAAGAUCUUGACCCUGUAAAGUUUCAAAAGAGACAUUACCAUCGUGAUGGACUGGUCAAAGCCAACAAGACGACCACAAGGAGAACGUACAUUUCCAACUCAAAAGACAAAUUCAUUUUCCAAGAGAAAAGAGAUGAUUCACAAGUAAAUCUACUGAACAGAAUCAAAGCAAAAGAGAGAACUGCCAUGGAGGAACUACAAUUGAGAGAAUCCCAAUACGAUAAAUUUUUAAAAGUCAAGAUGCAAAAGAUAAUGAGUAUAUUACAAACUCUUGUCGAGAAUGAGCCGUACACAAUGACGUAUCUCAAUUCCCUGGUGGUAGAUUCAUUGAGAGAUGGUAAUAACCCAAUAAGUGAAGAAGAAUCUGAGCAAUGUCUCUUGAAGAUCCAGCAAUGGCUAGGUGAGGACACGAUGAGAUUGAUCACUGUGAAGAACGGGUUGAAAGUUUUAAAAUGGCGGGGAUUAAAUGGUGUGACGUUAUGA